Molecule: messenger RNA, 2376 nt
Organism: Paecilomyces variotii
Lineage: Eukaryota; Fungi; Ascomycota; Eurotiomycetes; Eurotiales; Thermoascaceae
Product: C6 zinc finger domain protein
Exons: 6
Coding region: 1-2376 (791 amino acids)
Biological process (GO): positive regulation of transcription by RNA polymerase II
Cellular component (GO): nucleus
Molecular function (GO): DNA-binding transcription factor activity, RNA polymerase II-specific; transcription cis-regulatory region binding; zinc ion binding
Source: RefSeq, a predicted model, not a curated record
AUGCCUCGUCCUAAGAGGCCAGGUGCUCCCGAACCCAAACGGAGGAGCCGCAACGGAUGCUGGCCAUGUAAGGGACGGAAGGUUAAAUGUGGCGAAGAAAAACCGUCCUGCCUUAAUUGUCAACGGCAAGGUGAGACCUGCGACUACAGUAUUCGCCUGAACUGGGAAGGGAGGACCAAGAAGAAACCUAUUGGAUUCCAGUCCUAUAGCCCCGUUUCCAGUGUAGUUUCAUUCGAGCACCAAAUACCACAGCCAUUUCAGGUGUUUUCUGCGUCCGAUCACCAGGGACAAUCGUCGAUCUCUCUGGAUGUCCAGGGGUCACGUAACCCAGCUCAAAAUGCAGUAUCCAGGCCACACUCGCAGCAUGUUUCAACAUCUACGAUUGCCACUUUUGGAAGAGAUGAUCAGACUGAUGGCGAUCUGUUGAGCGCCUCUAAUCAAGAACCUCUAAGCGCUGCCAGUGACUGGACUGGACAAGAUGCUCCUCCGCCUGGCGGACUUUGGCAGGGAAUGGUCGAACCAAGGCCUUCUGAGGCAACACACUCUUGUGCAGUAUACGACCAACCAUUCAACACAGACAUCCACGAAACCAACUGUCCCCGAAUGUCACCGUUCAGUAUUAGUGAAAGGUUUGUCUCUCAGCCCACGUCAUUUCUUCGCCAAUCGUGGAAUGCGCAGCCCGACACGCAAGAGAGCCCCUCUAUCGGCGACGACAGAGGCUCAGAGUAUUCUGCCAAGCGCAUACGACUUUCCAGUUAUCCUUUCUCGUCUUUUCCAGGGUACGACGAGAACAAAAUCGUCUCGCUGAUAGACAGUCCGGCCAGCAUUGGUGACAGACCAGUUCUCCAGGGAACCCUGCGGCGUGUAUCUGUCCACUCCUUAUUAUCUCAUUCUGCGGAACCAGAUGCUGAGACCAAUGCCCUUCGCGCGAGUGCUGGGGAUGAGUUGAAGCCGGACAGCGGCACACUUGGUGCUGCUGACAGUUAUGGAUACGACUAUGGCUAUCCUGACCAUGAUCUCAACAAGAAUGACGACAUCGCUGCUCUCAAGCAUGCGAAACCAGAGGAACAAACGGAGGGUAGCCUACAAGUACAAUCACCGCAAACGAUAUCCACUCCGGGAAAUGAUACUGUUAUCAAAGGUGACUAUUACAGGCAACCAGUUCCAGUCAAUAUACCGAGAUACUUAUCUCCUCUGCCAUCUGCACUCCUCGAGAAUCCGAUCAAUCUAAUGUAUUUUCAUCAUUUUCUGAACCACACUGCGCGUAUACUUGUGCCACACCACUGCUCGGAAAAUCCGUUUGUGUCUGUUUUGCCUUCGAUGGCUGUGAGUGACCCUAAUCUGUUGAAUCUUCUUUUGGCGUACUCUGCCAGUCAUCGUGCAAGAUAUCUGCAGCAUCCCGAGCCAGCGAAUCGAAUCGCACACUGGGUCAGUGAUGUCUUCCCAACCUUGCGGCAGGCCCUGAACGAUCCUCAAGAGAAUGUCACGGAUAGCCAUCUGGCAACAGCCAUCAUGUUGCUCUCCCUGAAGAUCGUUUCACCAAGCACGUUCGAGGUCCCAAUUCCUUGGCAGAGCCAUCUGAAAUUGGCGCGCGAUCUCUUUGUAGCGCGAGAAGAACAUCAACUAGCCCGUCUGGGGAACAAGAUAGCCAUAUUCCUUUCCCGAUGGAUCACGUAUCUUGACAUAUUUGGAGGGCUAUCUUGCCGGCACAGUGACCCUCCUCUCUUUGGCGGCGAAUGCUGGUCUUCACCCAUUCCUGGCUCAAGCAUUGAGGAAGAAACGAAAUUCCAGGUCGAUUGUUUCAUGGGCUUCACUCCAGUCACACAGUCGUUCCUCUCUCGUUUAGGUGAUCUUACCCACCGCUGCGACAAUGAACGCUUCGAUGAGACAGGAAGAUUUCUCGCAGAUUGGGGACCUUCCCCGGAUAUUGUCCUAGCUGCAGAAAGCUUACUACACGACAUGCAGGAGCUCCGAGAGUACGGCAUGAUUCGAGGAGCGCACGAUGAAGACGUGGAAAGUGUGGAGGCUAUUUCUAUCGAUCAAGCCUUCCACUGGGCCGCGAUGGUACAUCUACACCGUCGAGUUCUCAAUACGUCGCCAUCUAGUCCAGAAUUCCACGCGUGUUUAAAAGAACUCUUUGGCGUCCUGAGAAAAGUCCCCAUUGGAAGCCCCCCUGAAAUGUCAGUCAUCUUUCCCAUAUUCACAGCUGGUUGUGAAACGCAGGAUCCGCUAGAGCGGCUAGAGAUUCUGGACAGAAUCAAGGGCAUGGAGAUAGCAGGUCUAAAGCAGGUCCAAAAUGCACGCACACUUAUGCAACGCUGUUGGGCAGAGGACUUGCCAUGGAUCGCACUCGCAGACGGCGAGUUUCUAGGAUGA